AUGGCAGAGUCGUACCCAACUUUGACGCAGUGCGCCAUCGUCGCAACCGCGUUCAAAGUUCUCUUGUUUCCCGCGUAUAAAUCGACAGAUUUCGAGGUUCAUCGCAAUUGGCUCGCCAUCACCCACAGUCUGCCAGUAUCGCAGUGGUAUUACGAAACGACCUCAGAGUGGACUCUGGACUACCCUCCCUUCUUUGCCUAUUUCGAAUGGGCACUCGCCCAUUUGGCACGACUGGUCGACCCUGCCAUGGUCAGGCUGCACAAUCUCAACUACGAGAGCUGGCGAACCGUAUACUUCCAGCGAGCGACUGUCAUGCUAUCGGAGCUGGUCUUGGCAUAUGCCCUCCAACUUUUCGUCGACUCGGCCCCGGCGCCGUCGAAGCGAGCUGCUCAGGUCGCUGCACUGUCCGCAUUCCUCUCCCCCGGACUGCUCAUCAUCGACCACGUUCACUUCCAGUACAAUGGCUUCAUGUACGGCAUACUGGUUUGGUCUCUUGUGCUGGCUCGAGGCAAAUCCACGCUGCUGCCCAGCGGCUUGGUGUUUGCGGCUCUUUUAUGCUUCAAGCACAUUCACCUUUACCUCGCCCCCGCCUAUUUCGUUUUCCUCCUGCGAACCUACUGUCUCUCGCCAAGGUCGAUCUUCCAGCUCAGGUACUGGAACUGCGUCAAGCUGGGCUUGGGAAUAGUCUCCGUUUUUGCCGCAGCAUUCGGCCCCUUUGCUCUUAUGGGACAGCUUCCGCAGCUUCUGCGUCGACUUUUCCCCUUCUCUCGCGGGCUGUGCCAUGCCUACUGGGCACCCAAUGUGUGGGCACUCUACUCGCUGGCCGAUCGGGUUUUGAUCCAUUUUGCCCCGGUGUUGCGAUUGACGGUCAAGCCCGAAGCCCUGCAAAGUGUCACCAGAGGGCUUGUGGGCGAUACUAGCUUUGCAGUGCUGCCGGAAAUCUCGCCCAAGACAUGUUUCAUCUUGACCCUCGUCUUCCAGGCUAUACCGCUCCUGAAGCUCUUCUUCUCCUCUUCUCCCCCGACAUGGGAAGGCUUUAUCGGGGCUGCCACUCUCUGCGGAUACGCCUCAUUCCUAUUCGGUUGGCAUGUGCAUGAAAAAGCCGUCUUACUGGUCAUCGUACCCUUUAGCUUGAUCGCCUUGCGGGACCGGCGACAUCUGGGCAGCUUUCGACCGUUGGCGGUCGCAGGCCAUGUGUCCCUGUUCCCCUUGCUUUUCACCCCGGCGGAAUUCCCCGUAAAAACCAUAUAUACAGUAUUCUGGCUGGUUUUGUUCCUCAUGGCCUUUGACAGGCUGGCGCCGGCAUCCACCAAACCAAGGGUGUUCUUGCUGGACCGGUUCAGCACGGCGUACAUCGCGGUGAGCCUUCCGCUGAUCGUAUACACGGCUCUGCUUCAUCACAUUGCUUUUGGAAAGACGUACGAGUUUCUGCCACUGAUGUUGACCAGCUCCUAUGCCGCGAUAGGAGUCGUCGGCAGCUGGGUGGGAUACAUGGUUGUGUACUGUACUUCAUGA
Ustilaginoidea virens is the source of this 1515-nucleotide messenger RNA. RefSeq lists its product as uncharacterized. Gene Ontology annotation, molecular function: dolichyl pyrophosphate Glc1Man9GlcNAc2 alpha-1,3-glucosyltransferase activity. Bases 1 to 1515 code for a protein of 504 amino acids. The record is from RefSeq and is a predicted model, not a curated record. Gene Ontology annotation, cellular component: endoplasmic reticulum membrane. The transcript has 3 exons. NCBI's taxonomy places the organism in Eukaryota, Fungi, Ascomycota, Sordariomycetes, Hypocreales, Clavicipitaceae. Gene Ontology annotation, biological process: protein N-linked glycosylation.